This is a messenger RNA of Brassica napus (rape), 1702 nucleotides long. RefSeq lists its product as uncharacterized. The record is from RefSeq and is a predicted model, not a curated record. NCBI's taxonomy places the organism in Eukaryota, Viridiplantae, Streptophyta, Magnoliopsida, Brassicales, Brassicaceae.
CUGAGACCUCGACCUCCAUUACCAUGGAUAAACCAUAUCGUUGAUUUAAGUAAUGCCAAUGAUGAUAAGUUGAUGGAUUUGUUCUGAAAUGUGGAUGUGUUUUGUCUUCACUUAAAGUGCGUGAGUUAGCUGAAAAGGAGCCUGUAAAUGCUGCUGCAGUGAUUUUACCAGAUUCUUGACUAUCAUACUCAUUGAAACAACCUAUUGCUUUAUUUUUCUUUACUAGUUGGAAUGUUGUUUUCAUCUUUGGGUAUAUCCCAAAGACUGGUGAAGACUAGAGGUAUGUCAGACAUCACUUCCCUUUGCACCAUAUUCUUAUCCCUUUUUUGUGUGGACAGAUAGUAGGCAGGGAACGCCAGAAAAGUGAGUGCAGUCCGGUUUGAAAGAGUUAAAUGAUAUGAAUAGGAGUUUCAGAGGCACGCGAUGUAAGAAACAUGGUUCCCAAAUUCGUGAGAAAAUGGAGCAGUGAGGAAGAUCCUCUGAGGGGGUAACCAGCAUGCUCUGAUGAACAUUUAAUUCCUGAAAAUGAAAGUAUGAAAACAGAGUAAUGAUCAUUGCUCCUGUUUUGGAGUAAUGGUUUUAUGCUCUUUCUCACUGUUUAACAUAGUUAGCUUCUUUAGCAUCUCAUUCAAGAGUAUGAAAACAUUAAGUUAUGUAUUUUCACCGUUAUUGCGGUCAUAGUGGAUGUAGUAGUCUCACAAGAUGCAAUGAGUAAGCUAAAUAUAAGCUCCAUAGGUCUUUCCUCAUUCACCAUAUCACCUUCUUUCUUCACCUCAUCUAUCAUUAUAUAUCUCCAUGAAGUCUCCAUAUCUUUAAUUCAUUUGAUGAUGCUUCUUCUCUCCUCUCUUCAAACGUUUUAUUUUUUCAUCUUCAUCACAUUUCGGCGUGUGCCUUUUAGCUGGAAAAAAUGGAUGCCAAGUGCAAAUAACUAGACAAAUCCUAAUAUGGACCAAAGAUAUUACCAUAAGACCAAUGUAGAGAGCCUUCCAAAAACAAGGAUCAAAAGGAGACUUAACUAAAUAAAAAAAACUGAAAUCUCGGUUCAUUAUAUCCUUCCGAUGGUAUCUUUGACCUCAAAGACCCUUUGGGAGGAGCUAGUUAGAUUCUAGAUGCUCUCGUGUUGUUAGGUCGAUUUUGUGUAUGAAUCUUUCCUUUAAACACUCGGGACCGAGGAGCUGCAGAGCAAUCUGUCUCAUGUACCUGUGGAAGUCCGCCUGCUUGAAUAACAUGUUAUCCUUCCCAAAGAUUCUAACAAGAGCUUCUGGAUAACUCUUGAUGAAACACUCGUUGUCUUGAUUGAAAAUCUCAAAAUUCACUGUCAGGACUGUCGAAACAAUAGUCUUGGAGCCGAGGACGCUCGUCCGGAACAAUGAACCGUGUCUGAAGCACAAACCAGAGAGAAGAAAGAAGAGAUAUGAGGCGGAAUAUUGACACCUGUAAAAACCAACUUUGACAUUCUUUUCUUGGCAAAUGGAGGGGAUAUCUCGUCGAAACUUACAAGACAAACUAAUACAUACUAAUAAAAUAAAAUAAAAUACAUAACUUAAGAUACAAGUUUUGAUUCAUUUUCUGCUUUGUUUUUCUUAGUUGUGCAUAAAAUUUAAAGUUACAAAAAUUAGUAGACCAAAUAUAAGAUCUUGACAACUAGUAAAGCUAUAAAGCUAUAAAGUAAGAAAAAAAAGCUAUAAAGUAAAAUACACAA